Molecule: messenger RNA, 753 nt
Organism: Panicum hallii
Lineage: Eukaryota; Viridiplantae; Streptophyta; Magnoliopsida; Poales; Poaceae
Product: ethylene-responsive transcription factor LEP-like
Exons: 1
Coding region: 1-753 (250 amino acids)
Biological process (GO): regulation of DNA-templated transcription
Molecular function (GO): DNA binding; DNA-binding transcription factor activity
Source: RefSeq, a predicted model, not a curated record
AUGGACUUUUCCUACUUCUUCUCGUCGUCCUCGGAGAAGAAGUCCUCGAAGCGCCGCCAGCAGCAGCAGCAGCAGCAGGACAGUGGCAACGAGACGAGGUACCUCGGGGUGAGGCGGCGGCCGUGGGGCCGGUACGCGGCGGAGAUCCGGGACCCGGCCACCAAGGAGCGGCACUGGCUCGGCACGUUCGACACCGCGGAGGAGGCCGCCAUCGCCUACGACCGCGCCGCCCGCAACCUCCGCGGCGCGAACGCCCGCACCAACUUCGCCUACCCGGACCUGCCGCCGGGCUCCUCCGUCACCCCAUACCUCUCCCCCGACCUCUCCGCCGACCAGCUCCAGCACUACUACGCUAACCCCCUCGUCACCGCCGCUCAGCCGACGCCGCCGGCCUGCGGUCAGCCCGCUCACGGCGGCGCCGGCGGGGAGGCCUACCAGUACCACGUGCCGGCGGAGAUGUCGUCCUACGGCUCCGUCGAUGCUUCGAUGGCCUACGGCGGGAACGGCGCCGGGAUGGAUAUGUACUUCGACGGCGGCAGCGGCGCCGCCAGUGGCGGUGACAGGGCGUGGUGCGACGCGUCGGAGCUGGACUUCGGCGGCUACAACGACGACGCGGCGGCGGCGGCCAACGCGUCGCACGGCAUGUACUUCGAGGAAGGGUAUGUGCACAGCCCUCUGUUCUCCCCGAUGCCGGCGGCCGACGAGGUCGACGGGUUCCAGCUCGGCGGCUCGUCGUCCUCGUACUACUACUGA